AUGUGUUUUCCAUCGUUCAGUACAGCCUUUGAAGACCUAAAUCAAACAUGCCUCAUUUCUUUUUCGUUCACAUCUCCAUCCUCUUUAUUCUUUCCUUUAUUCCUUCACAUUCUUCUUCAUUUUCAUGCUAUUCUUUUGCUUUUUAUCACUCUUUUCUUUCAGAUUUUCUUAUUUAGUUUUUCAUUAUAUCUCUCUUUUUUCCCUGAAGUGUCCUUCUGCUCACUCUUCUCUACCUUCUGCUCUCUUCAACUAUUUUAUGAUGACUUUGUGAUAUUGUCCUUUCCCUCUUAUCUUUUUAUUGCUUUUCUCUCUCCAUUUCUUUCUCUAUUCUCUCUCCAUUUCUUUCUCUAUUCUCUCUCCAUUUCUUUCUCUAUUCUCUCUCCAUUUCUUUCUCUCUCUCCAUUUCUUUCUCUCUCUCCAUUUCUUUCUCUCUCUCUCCAUUUCUUUCUCUCUCUCUUCAUUUCUUUCUCUCACUCUUCAUUUCUUUCUUUCCUUUAUUUCUUUCUUUAUCUUCAUUUUUUAUUGUUUUUCUUGCUUCAUUUCUUUCUUUAUCUUUAUUUCUUUUAUUUUAAUUUCUUUAUCUUACUUUUUCUCUUUCUUCCUUCCUUUCUUUCUGUUCUUUUUUAUUUUUCUUUCUUUAUCUUCCUUUCUUUUUCUUUCUUUAUCUUCCUUUCUUUUUCUUUCUUUCUCAUAUUCCUUUUUCUCUCUCAAAACAGAUUCUUAAUUGCACUUUCUUUCUUGUUCUUCCUUUCUUUUUAG
Molecule: messenger RNA, 759 nt
Organism: Acanthosepion pharaonis
Lineage: Eukaryota; Metazoa; Mollusca; Cephalopoda; Sepiida; Sepiidae
Source: the annotation of a GenBank genome assembly